Messenger RNA from Tauraco erythrolophus (red-crested turaco), 1027 nucleotides. The record is from RefSeq and is a predicted model, not a curated record. NCBI's taxonomy places the organism in Eukaryota, Metazoa, Chordata, Aves, Musophagiformes, Musophagidae.
GAAUUUUGCCCGUGGAUCCUGUCGAUGGGGCCAGAACUGCCGCUUCUCGCACGACAGAAAGUCAGCCCGGAUCUGCAGGUACUUCCAGAGGGGGUUUUGCAGCUACGGAGAGCGGUGCAGUGUGGAGGUUGAGGAGGAAAAGAAAGACGAAGAGAACAUCCCAGCACCUGGUAACGUCCCCCAUGGGGCCAUCGGCAGAGAAUUUGUCCCUCAACGAGCUCGGGGUGCCUCAGGCUCCCAACCACGAAGGCUGGGACUGGAUCCAAGUUCCACUGACCCCAGAGAAGUGUUAGUGGAGACAGCGACGUGGACUGACCCUGCAGAGGUCCCCGUGGAACCGGGUGCUGCAGCAGCUCCGGUCCCCACCAUGGUGCUGAGGGCCCGGAGCGAGGCCAUUGUGUGUGGCAUCUGCAUGGACCGGGUGUAUGAGAAGCCACUGCCAGAGGAGCGGCUCUUUGGGAUCCUCCCGAACUGCAGCCACGCGUACUGCGUGGGCUGCAUCCGCAAGUGGCGUCAGAGCCGGGACUUCCAGAGCGCGGUCAUCAAGGCCUGCCCAGAGUGCCGGGUCACCUCCAGUUACUACAUCCCUCACAAAUAUUGGGUCUCGGAUGUGCGUGAGAAGGAGAAGCUCAUCGAAACCUUCAAGGCACGGACAGGGAAAAUGAGGUGCAAGUUCUUUGUCCGGAACCGUGGUCGCUGCCCCUUCAAGUCAGAUUGCAUCUACUUGCACGAGCUGCCCGCUGGCCAGCUGCCACGGCACAGGCGGCAGCGGCCAAGGAUGCCCGUUGUAAGUGGGGUGGUGGGGCUGGGGCACUGCAUGGCCGUGCACCGUGGCUCGGGGCUUGGGCUCAUGGUAUCUCCUGUGCUGCAGGAGUUCAGCCCUUCUUCCUCGGAGAGCUCUGACGAGGAGGACGAGGAGUUCUGCGUGCUCGAAUGGGCUCUCACCCUGGCCCUGAUGGACGCCGACUUUCGGUACUCGAGUUAUGGCCACGAGAUGCUCUUCACGGACUUCAGUGACUCUGACUAA